AAUCUUGGCUCGCACAUUACAUUUAAAAUGUACAAAUAUGAAAGUAGUUUCAUUCUGUUUCUUCGUCGAUUUGCGUAAAAAAAACCCUAUAGUUUAUGCAAGUGUCACUGUAAACGUUGUUAAAAGACGUGCAGUACAUUAAUUAGAUCACAGAAUGGCGAAAAGUCUGCGAAGCAAAUGGAAGAGGAAGAUGCGAGCCGAGAAAAGGAAGAAAAAUGCCCCAAAAGAACUGGCACGAUUGAAGUCAACUCUUGGCCUGGACGGAAAAGGCGAGAUCACUAUGAAGGAUGUCGAGCAGAUUGCCACAGUGGUGCCCGCUGAGAAACUGAAAGAGAAGGCGCCAGAUGUGCAUAUGGAUGAAGAGGAUGACACUGGGACAAUGGACCUGGAUGGCAAGCGCAGCAAGAAGACCCAGCUAAACGAGCACGGACAGUACCCUGUGUGGAUGAGCCAGCGGCAGGCUAAGAAGCUGAGGGGGAAACGCACUGCAAAGAAAGGGAAACCCAAGAAGCAGAAAGGGGUGGCAUGGUAGUCUUCAGUUUGGAGAAAAAGACUGAGUCGAAUCCUAAAACAUUGACGAGAGACUUGUAAAAAUGGUUUUCGGGUUUUCAGCAAACUUCAUAUGACCGUUGAGUUUUAUUUUUUGUCUGGAGCGUGCACAUUUUGACCAGAAUGUGGUUGGGAAAGUGAAAUGUGCUUAUAUGUUGCCCAAUGACUGUAUAAUCUGUUGUAAUUGUAUUACAGUUUAUAAGUCUGUCUCAUUA
Conger conger (European conger) is the source of this 764-nucleotide messenger RNA. RefSeq names its product LLP homolog, long-term synaptic facilitation factor (gene llph). Gene Ontology annotation, molecular function: RNA binding. Gene Ontology annotation, biological process: dendrite extension. The record is from RefSeq and is a predicted model, not a curated record. NCBI's taxonomy places the organism in Eukaryota, Metazoa, Chordata, Actinopteri, Anguilliformes, Congridae. Gene Ontology annotation, cellular component: nucleolus. The coding region runs from base 155 to 532 and encodes 125 amino acids. The transcript has 3 exons.